AUGUCUACUGCUACGUUUAUCGACAUCUUACUUGCAAUCCUUCUUCCUCCACUUGGUGUUUUCCUCAAGUUCGAAUGCCAUUCUGAGUUUUGGAUAUGUGUAUUGCUGACUUUAUUUGGAUGGGUUCCUGGGAUCAUUUAUGCCAUCUAUGUCCUCACCAAGUGAUUCUUAUAU
Messenger RNA from Erigeron canadensis, 174 nucleotides. Its product is annotated as hydrophobic protein RCI2A-like. The coding region runs from base 1 to 165 and encodes 54 amino acids. The transcript has 2 exons. The record is from RefSeq and is a predicted model, not a curated record. Gene Ontology annotation, cellular component: membrane. Lineage: Eukaryota; Viridiplantae; Streptophyta; Magnoliopsida; Asterales; Asteraceae.